CCAAACCUAGGCAGGCAGGACAGCCACCUCCCACAGCAGCGAUGAGGCCGACACAGAAACUCCUGGCCACCGCCGCCGCCAGCAGUAAUGGAUUGAAGCCAGCCUUGGCGCUGCUCCCGCCGAUCCCGCUUUACCGGCGGCUGUUCCGGGCGCAUCGCAAGCACCUCCCGGCCGAGAUGCGAGUGCUCGGCGACGAGUAUAUCAAGGCCGAGUUCCGCGCUCACCGGAGCACUGACAACCCGGUACACAUUGUCGGCUUCCUCACGGAAUGGCAGCUCUAUGCGCAGAAGAUCGAAGGAGAUUCGUGGCGGGGCGAGAAGCUGGACCCGGCCAAGGUCCAGAAGAUGAGUGAUGAACAGAUGGGCCAGCUUUACGAGCUCAUGCAAGCUAUCCAGAAACGUCAUGAAGAAGGUGGUGAUGGGGCGUGAUGGGUGGCCUGGUUCUGAGACCAAGUGUCGUCUUGUAUACUCGUCCUUUUUGUGUAGAAUAAAUCCAAGGAAUGCCUUCGUAA
This is a messenger RNA of Microdochium trichocladiopsis, 511 nucleotides long. RefSeq lists its product as uncharacterized. The transcript has 3 exons. Gene Ontology annotation, biological process: succinate metabolic process; mitochondrial respiratory chain complex II assembly. Lineage: Eukaryota; Fungi; Ascomycota; Sordariomycetes; Xylariales; Microdochiaceae. The coding region runs from base 42 to 428 and encodes 128 amino acids. Gene Ontology annotation, cellular component: mitochondrial intermembrane space; mitochondrion. The record is from RefSeq and is a predicted model, not a curated record.